AACUUAAAGAACGUGAUACUUACGGGGAUAUUGGAAACAAAACCUUACAGGACCGAACCCAGUUUGAGUUACUACUUCGUAUGCUUAUCGAUAUCAAAUUCCACACCUUCUUCUGCUCUCAAAUUGUGCUUUUUUGUUCAUAACUACAACCGUUCUCUGCUCGCAUUGAAAUCUGAGAGAGAGAGAUGAGCACGGUCCCAAAAGAAACGAUCGAAGUGAUAGCACAGAGCAUUGGCAUCACGAAUCUGUCCCCUGAUGUUGCCUUCGCUCUCGCCCCCGAUCUCGAGUAUCGAAUUCGCGAAAUCAUGCAGGAGUCCAUAAAAUGCAUGCGUCACUCAAAGAGAACUAUUCUUACAGCAGAUGAUGUUGAUAGUGCACUUGCAUUGAGAAAUUUAGAGCCAAUAUAUGGUUUCACCUCUAACGACCCUCUGCGGUUCAAAAGAGCUGCUGGACACAAGGAUUUGUUCUACAUUGAUGACAAAGAUGUGGAAUUUAAAGAUCUGAUUGAAGCACCAUUACCAAAAGCUCCGCUUGAUACAUCAAUUACCAGUCAUUGGCUGGCUAUUGAAGGUGUACAACCUGCGAUUCCUGAGAAUGCUCCAGUUGAAGCUCCCACAGAAAUAAGAAAAUCGUCUGAGUAUAAGGAAGAUGGGAUUCCAGUUGACAUUAAAUUACCUGUUAAACACGUAAUAACAAAGGAGCUUCAGCUUUACUUUGACAAAAUAACUGAGCUAGUUCUAAAUAAGCCUGCUUCUAUUCCCUUUAGAAGGGCACUAAUUAGCUUGGCAACAGACAUGGGACUCCAUCCUUUGGUUCCUUAUUUCUCACGCUUUGUAGCUGAUGAGGUGGCACAAAACUUGCAUAAUUUAACACUUUUAUUUGCCUUGAUGCGUCUUGUCCGGAGCAUUCUACAAAAUCCUCACAUACAUAUAGAGCUUUAUUUACAUCAAUUGAUGCCACCUAUCAUUACCUGUGUUGUUGCAAAAAGGAUUGGAAACAGACUAUCUGAUAAUCACUGGGAGCUUAGGAACUUCAGUGUUAAUCUUGUUGCUUCAAUAUGCAAAAGAUUUGGGAAUGUUUAUCAUAAUCUUCAGCCACGAGUGACAAAGACUUUUCUUCAUGCAUUUUUGGACCCAACUAAAGCUCUACCUCAGCACUAUGGUGCAAUUAAAGGAAUAGCAGCUCUUGGAUCAAGACUGGUUCGCUUGUUUAUACUUCCAAACCUUGAGCCAUAUUUGCUUCUCCUCGAGCCGGAAAUGCAACCAGAGAAACAGAGAAAUGAAACAAAGAGGCAGGAAGCAUGGCAAGUAUAUGGGGCCUUGUUGUGUGCUGUUGGACAAUGUAUGCAUGAAAGGGCCAAAAUAUUCAGCAAUUUGCUCUCUCCUCCAACACGUGCUUCUUCUAGACCCAAUGGAAAAGCCAUGAUUGCUAUGUCAAGCAAACGUAAAGCCAGCACAGAAAACCUAAUGCAGCAGCAGCAACCUCCAUUGAAGAAACUUGCCACGGAUGGCCCCGGGGGUGUGGUACCAAUGAACUCCAUGUCUGUUGACAUGCAAAUGCAAGGGUCAGCAGGUGCAUUUUCGACCAUGAUGGGGGUUCCAAAUGUUGGCGUGUCAUCAAUGGCUCGGCAGAUAUCUAAUGACAACACAAUGGGGAGAGAGGUUGGCGGUCAACAAUCGAAGGUAUCUUCCAUUCUCGCUCAAGCCUGGAAGGAUGACAUCGAUGCAGGACAAUUACUGUCAUCAGUGUAUGAAUUAUUUGGUGAAAGUUUGUUAUCCUUUAUUCCAAAAGCUGAAGCAGGUGUAUUUUUGUAACACAAAUUGGAGUACUGGUUUUUGUUUUGUAUCAUUGUAUGUGAAAAAAGUUUAUUUAACUUGGUGAGGUGUCGUAUGUUAUUUAGUGCUGAAGAAAUUAUCAUAGGGUAGAAUAGAAACCUGUAUUUAAUUUUGCUAAUACUGAAAUUCAUGGAAAAAUUAUGUAAGCUUCUCAGAGUUUUUCUUAAUGA
Arachis duranensis is the source of this 2005-nucleotide messenger RNA. RefSeq names its product transcription initiation factor TFIID subunit 6. The transcript is spliced from 12 exons. The record is from RefSeq and is a predicted model, not a curated record. Lineage: Eukaryota; Viridiplantae; Streptophyta; Magnoliopsida; Fabales; Fabaceae. Gene Ontology annotation, molecular function: RNA polymerase II general transcription initiation factor activity; transcription coactivator activity; protein heterodimerization activity. Bases 186 to 1814 code for a protein of 542 amino acids. Gene Ontology annotation, cellular component: transcription factor TFIID complex; SLIK (SAGA-like) complex; SAGA complex. Gene Ontology annotation, biological process: RNA polymerase II preinitiation complex assembly; transcription initiation at RNA polymerase II promoter.